Molecule: messenger RNA, 372 nt
Organism: Microthlaspi erraticum
Lineage: Eukaryota; Viridiplantae; Streptophyta; Magnoliopsida; Brassicales; Brassicaceae
Source: the annotation of a GenBank genome assembly
AUGAGCAAGAGAGGAGCAAGAAGUGAUAGAUCUGGACAAGAUUGGAUAAGUUUCUUACCGGAUCCUCUGCUAUGUCAGAUACUCUCUGAUCUUCCGACAAAGAAUGCUGUUAAAACCAGCAUUUUGUCAACUAGAUGGAGAAAUCUUUGGCUUUCGGUUCCUCUCUUGGAUUUAAGCAUCGAUGAUUUCCCUGAUCACACUACCUUCUCGAGCUUCGUCUCCAGGUUUCUAGAUGCGUCUAAAGACUCGUGUCCUUACACAAGCUCAAGCUUGCUUACAAGAGGCAAGAUGGUGAUUGCUCUUCAAUCACUUCGUGGAUCGAAAAUGCGACAUUGCGUAAGAUCCAAGUUCUUGACGUCGACUGUCGUAUGA